CCAGCCGCAACGCCCCACGCGAGGCUCGGCUGGCAGCGCGCCUCGGCUGGGGGGCGGAGCCGGCCGGAGCGGGCGGAUCCUACACAGAGCCCGGAGCCGUUUAAGCAGCAGCGCCGGCGCGCCCGUCCCUGUGUGCCCGUGUGCAUAGCCGGACCCGCUACAGCCACCGCCCGCCCGCGCCAUGCCUCGCUACGAGCUGGCUUUGAUCCUGAAAGUCAUGCAGAGGCCUGAAACAGCUGCUACACUGAAGCGCACUGUAGAGGCUCUGAUGGAGAGAGGAGCAGUUGUGAGGAAUUUGGAAAACCUGGGAGAAAGAUCAUUGCCAUAUAAAAUCACCAAGCACAGUCAACGUCACAGCAGAGGAGGGUACUUUUCGAUAGACUUUGAAGGCCCACCUACGAUUAUUUCAACCAUGAUGGACCAUUUAGGACGUGAUAUUGAUAUAAUUAGACGUACUAUUUUAAAGCAUCAAGUAGAAAACACAGAAGAAUGUGGUGGUAUAGUCCCAGUCAGCUAUGAAGAUAAAUUGUACAAGAAAACGUGAAUGUACAAAAUACCAUGUUUGAAACUUUUUAAUCUUUAUCCUGUUUUUUGGUAAAAUUGUUAUAACUUACAUCCAUGUACAGUAAUCCAUUCUAGUCAUGUGGCAUUUAUAGAACGAGAUGCAUUGAAGUUACUGUAACCUAGCUUCCUUUUUGUUGAAAAUGGAAUAAUCUCUAUUUCACUAUUCUGAAAACCAAUUUUAUUUCCUCUUAAAAGCAUUACACCUAAUUAUGUUUUUUCUCUGAUCAAAAUAUAAAAAAUCAUGUCUUUCCAGAAGAAACUCCUAAAUCCAGACUCAAAUGGCAUGUAGAAGUGGGGGCUGUAAUGAAUGAAUAUUGGAUUUAGGAGUUAUAUAUUUACAUAAUAGAUUUAAAAGUUCUAUUCUGCAAUGUAAAAAUGACCUGUUUUGCUUUGCUAUUUGAAGAAGAAAAUAAAAGUGAUUAUAAAUAAACUUGAUUCAUUUUAAGACUA
This is a messenger RNA of Alligator mississippiensis (American alligator), 1014 nucleotides long. RefSeq names its product mitochondrial ribosomal protein S6 (gene MRPS6). Gene Ontology annotation, molecular function: small ribosomal subunit rRNA binding; structural constituent of ribosome. The coding region runs from base 182 to 544 and encodes 120 amino acids. Lineage: Eukaryota; Metazoa; Chordata; Crocodylia; Alligatoridae. The transcript has 3 exons. Gene Ontology annotation, cellular component: mitochondrial small ribosomal subunit; ribosome. The record is from RefSeq and is a predicted model, not a curated record. Gene Ontology annotation, biological process: translation.